Molecule: messenger RNA, 2157 nt
Organism: Durio zibethinus
Lineage: Eukaryota; Viridiplantae; Streptophyta; Magnoliopsida; Malvales; Malvaceae
Source: RefSeq, a predicted model, not a curated record
UCUCUUCCCCAAUAAUCAUGGGCUGGACAACUCCAUGAAAGUAACAAAUCAAUGUCUCGAUUGAAACGCUGUCGUACCAGUUCACCCUCCUUGUUUUAAUGGAAAAAGCCUGUAAAAAUUUGUGUAAAGAAACGUAACAGGUAUGAAAAUUUGACAACUGAAAACCCAAAAAAGCCUCAGACAAGAACAAAAAAAACACACGGUUUUCAACAUGAGUCUCCUGCUCUUAGAUUCCUCUCAUCCAUUGAAAUUAAACGGUUUCUUUUACUUUGGUUCUCCUUAAUUUAUACUAGAUCCAGGCAAUUACCCCUUAUCAACCUCUUUUCAAUCCUACUGCUUUUUGGUUGGCUUGUAAUUUUGUGUCUGAUUUAGUGAAGCUGAAGGUUAGGAGUUUCUCUUACUUGUCUAGCAUAAUAAUCUCAUUUCGAAGAAGUAGUAGUUAUUUUUAACAGCUAAAUGUGUCAAAGUGGAGGAGAGUAAUGGCAGCAGCUGAAGCAAGGGUUGUCUGGCAAAGAACAGCUAAUCGUUGCUUUGUCCAAGAAGAUGCCAAAAGAGCUCCCAAGUUGGCUUGCUGCCAAUCAUCAUCUUCCUCUAAACAGGCUGAUUCCAACCCCACUGAUGUGGCAGAUGCAUGUGAUCACCCUGCAGUAGGUUUCAUGCCUCACAACAUGAAUCCUUCCUAUUCCAAUCUACCUCCUGAUAUGAGGUGGUGGCUUCAGCUGCAGCCUAGCUAUGGACCCCAAAAGGAUUUGACACAGGAGCAGUUAAAUGCCUUGGAGGAUGAAGUGGAAAUCUUGAAAGCUGAAAUCAACUCUCCCUCCAGAGUAAGUGGAGUUCACCAGCAGGAUGCACAAGAUUCUUCUGGUGUUUACAGAAAAAGGAACAAUGGAUAUUCUCUUGAUUCAACAGAGACAAUGAAAAACUGUGAAUGUUUGGAGAUAGAAUCUGUUGAAUGCCAUGUUUCCAAAAAAAUCAAUGACAUCUGUUAUGAUCCUGAGUCUCCCUGGGAUGGGGGUGGGAAGGCUGAGCCAUGGUGGCGAACAACAGAUAAAAACGAGCUGGCUUCCUUAGUUGCACAAAAGUCGCUGGACUUUAUUGAGAAUUGUGAUCUUCCCCCACCUCAGAAGAUGCAUGUAAGGAGGUACUCACAUGCAAGUACUGGCUCUUUUGACAGUGAUGAAAUAUCUUCUUUGGCUCGGAAGUCCCAAACAAGCCCUGUCCCCAGUCCUACUGUUAAGGCAGAGGUCUCUCCCGAUUCUGUAAGAAAACAUGGAAGACGGAUGUUGUCAGUUGGAGAAGGGAACAUGCGUUGUGCUUCCGACACAUCAUUCAGUUCAACCCAAAAGGAUAUCCUCGAGCAAGUUACAGAGUCUGAUCCUACCAAGUCUCAGCUACUAGAAGCACUUCGUCACUCACAAACACGUGCAAGGGAAGCUGAGAAGGCAGCAAAGCAAGCCUAUGCAGAGAAGGAGCAUGUCAUCAAGCUUUUCUUCAAACAAGCUUCACAACUCUUUGCCUAUAAACAGUGGUUCCAAAUGCUGCAGCUAGAAGCCCUUUAUGUCCAGAUCAAGAAUAACGAGCAACCAGUCUCCACUGUCUUUCCUGUAGUCCUUCCAUGGACACCCUACAACAGUCGGAAAUUGCGGAAGAGCUGGCAAAAGACCAGAAAAGGUAGACUAGGGAAGCGGGGCCAGACUAGACCGGAAAUAACCACGUAUGCUGUUGCUUUCGCAUUGGGACUGAGUCUUGUUGGUGCUGGUUUGCUGUUGGGAUGGACCGUGGGGUGGAUGUUACCUUUCUAGCUAAUCAGAGACUUUCAACUAAUCCCCUUGCUGCCGUAUAAUUUGUUUUGCGACGAAAUAAUGAUCGGAUUAUAUUUAUUGCUCAUGUGUGUAAAGUUUUUCUUACACUUGAUUUUAAAUUUAUUAGGCCCUGUAUAUUGUAUGUAAGUUGUUUUUUUCUUUUCUGUAGCCGUUGUAUUGUUUGUAGGUCUGUAUUUUAUUCUGUACUUUGGGUGCAUUAAUGAUGUGGUGGGCUGUUGUAUAUAAAUUGGGUAAAAACGUCCUGGGACAAAGUAUCUCAUUGUAUUUCUCUUUGAUAAAUCCAUCAAUGUACUGCGAAAUGUGUUCAGAGUCUAUAAAUUGAACAGUUUCUGGA